CUUCACUGUAGUAGGAUUUGUAAAUGCGUUCGGCGAACUGUGGGGUGCUGUACUGCCGUUUUUUACCAGCAGUGGACAGCAGCAAGCAGCAACAGUCCCUCCAGAGGUGGAUGUGUGGGAUUGAAUCAGGGCGAACUGGGCUGCCACUGUCAUAGAGAACAGCACAGAACUAAUACAAUAGCGAAACAUGGCUACUGAGACGAUAUCAGCCUGCACCGGAUCCAACUUACUCCAGCCAAUAAGCGAGAUAACCAACCUUCCGUUAGAUCAGGUGAACUUUGUAGUAUGUCAGCUCUGUGCCCUGCUCACGGCUGUGUGGUUCAGGCUCUAUCUGCACCCCAGCAAGACCAGUCCUUUUGUGCGGCAUGUGGUGGCCACACUGCUGGGCAUCUACUUUGCCCUCUUCUGCUUUGGCUGGUAUGCUCUUCAUUUCCUGCUUCAGAGUGGCAUUACUUAUGGCAUAAUGAUUCUGACCGGAGUCGAACACAUGCACAAAUACUGUUUGGUGGUCGCCCUGGGUUAUCUAAGCUUCUGCCAAAUCACCCGGGUUUACGUCUUUGAUUACGGAAUGUACUCUGCAGAUUUCACAGGACCGAUGAUGGUCAUCACACAAAAGAUAACCAGUGUGGCUUUUGAGAUCCAUGAUGGAAUGGCGAGGAAAGAAGAUCAACUAAACCAAAGUCAAAAACUGUUGGCCAUAAGACGGAUGCCCAGUUUAUUGGAAUACUUCAGUUAUAACUGUAAUUUCAUGGGGAUUUUGGCUGGUCCCACCUGCUCAUAUAACGAUUACAUUGCUUUCAUUGAGGGCACCCCCUAUCGCCACAGAGACCUUGAGACCAAAGGAAAAGUCAAUGGGAAGAGCAGACUAAACGACCCUUCACCAAAUACAGAGGUCAUCCGUAAACUGGCCACCUGCUUCAUCUCUCUGCUGGUCUUCCUCUCCGUCUGCAAAGUCUGUCCUGUGGAGCGUAACGUUGAUGAUGAUUUUAUUGCCACCACGCCCUUCUAUGCUCAGGUGGUCUACCUGUAUUUGUCCAUGCUGACCACCCGGCCUAAAUACUACUUUGUUUGGACUCUGGCUGAUGCCAUCAAUAACGCAGCAGGAUUUGGAUUUAAUGGGUACGACAGUAAUGGUUUGCCUCGAUGGGAUCUUAUUUCCAACCUUAGGAUCAUGAAUAUCGAGCUUGCCACCAGCUUUAAGGUAUUCCUGGAUAACUGGAACAUCCAAACAGCACAUUGGCUUAAAAGGGUGUGUUAUGAACGUUGUCCCUACAACCCCACUGCUGCAACCUUCCUGCUGUCAGCUAUGUGGCAUGGGGCUUACCCAGGCUACUACCUCACCUUCCUCACUGGCAUCGUCAUCACUCUUGCAGCCAGAGCUGUGAGGCAUAAUGUAAGACCGUACUUCUUGGGUUCCCCAGCCCUCAAGUUUGUGUAUGAUGUCAUCACAUGGGCAGCCACACAAAUUGCCAUUUGCUACACAGUGGUUCCUUUUGUUCUGCUUUCUGUGGGCCCCUCGCUCAAGUUCUACAGGUCAUGGUACUUCUGCAUCCACAUAGGCUGUAUACUGCUGGCCAUCGCGUUGCCAGUGAAACCACGCCACCUGCGGCUGAAAGAGCAACAGCCUGCCGUACAACCGAGCCUGGAGAGCACAGACAGCAACAGGAACCAGAAACAAAAAACAACAUGAGUCCUGGAACACCUUACCCAUCUUCUAUACACACACAGACUGGGCAAAUGUACCUAUUCUCCAGCCACACAUGAAGAGAGUCAGAUAAACUAAAGCUCACAAAUAAACCAACCAACCAGCCUCUGUCUGGACUGAUAGAGUAAGUCAUCUCUUGGCUCAGUAUAGUGGUACUGGGAUUAGACAAUGAUUUGAGAGGAUGGAAUCAAAUCUGACUGGUAUAAGAAGAGUUUUAUUGCCAAGUGAACACUGUUGUAUAAAUUAUGUGACCUUGCCUUUGUAAUUCAACUUGUCACAGCAAGUAUUAGUGUCCUAAUCUGGUGGUCUUGUAUUGGGCUGUAAAUAUGGUUUUCUUGCAAGGGACAAGGCCAAUAGCACUUGCAGAAAGCUGGCAAUAUUAUAUUUGAAACAAAGAGCUUUCAUGCGGUAGGGGUCAAAUAAAUAUGACGAACUAAACUAACAGGAAUAAUAAUAAUGAAACUAUAGGAAAAAGAAGGUUCUUUUUGAAAUCAGAAAGACUGAAUUAAGAUUUGAUUUCAUUGAAAACUGGGCUCUCGGCCCUUUGUCAUGUUAUGUUUGUUAUGGUCUGUCGUAGCGUCUCGUCCAUGUAGUCUUCACAUAAAACUCUGAAAGUUACACAUAAUACAUUCCAAUCUAAAGACCAGAGAUUCUUUUGUCACAAACGAAAGCAUUUCUUAGACUAAUCCAAUCUAAAAUGGGAAUUUUGGAAAGUAGUGGAAUGGUAAAGUAACGUCCAGCAAAAAAAAAAAAAAAAAAAAAAAAUGGAUAGUACUGUUAACUGCAUGACUUUCGCGAGUCAGGCGGGUGGUGAUUCUGUAUGCACAGUAAUGCACAUUUUGUAUGGCCUCAGUCAGCUUCAAGGUCUGGCCUGCUGAACGUUGGAAAUGAAGCUGAAGUUUGUGUUAAAGAUAUAUGAAAUUGUAGAGGAUGUCCACUGGAUUUGUUUGAAACAUUACGUUCUCUGUGUGGAUCUGGAACAUUUGUUUUUUGCAAAUUAUGUGAUUAAAAAGGUCUUUUUACUA
Molecule: messenger RNA, 2730 nt
Organism: Labeo rohita (rohu)
Lineage: Eukaryota; Metazoa; Chordata; Actinopteri; Cypriniformes; Cyprinidae
Gene: mboat2b
Product: membrane bound O-acyltransferase domain containing 2b
Exons: 13
Coding region: 188-1690 (500 amino acids)
Biological process (GO): lipid modification
Cellular component (GO): membrane
Molecular function (GO): acyltransferase activity
Source: RefSeq, a predicted model, not a curated record